Molecule: messenger RNA, 748 nt
Organism: Caenorhabditis elegans
Lineage: Eukaryota; Metazoa; Nematoda; Chromadorea; Rhabditida; Rhabditidae
Gene: ZK899.7
Product: RNA-directed DNA methylation 4
Exons: 4
Coding region: 32-604 (190 amino acids)
Source: RefSeq, marked reviewed
AGGUAUGGAAUCAAUAAAAAGGUUUCAUGGGAUGGAGAUGCUUCACAGUGCUGUGGAGCGAAUGGAUGCAUUUGCAGAGAAGUAUAUGGCUGUUAGAAGCAAGUUGACAUUAGGAUUAAUUGUUAUGUGGGCGUUCGACUACUUCGGGAAACUUUUUGAUUCCUACAUCAAACGCAUCUGCGGAAUCAGGCAUGGAGCUGUGUUUUACUUUCCUCGGCGAUGGUUAGAAGAUGAUGACGAAGUAUUCGAUGAAAUAGCGGAGAACUUUGAAUUGGAUGACUCUUCAAUAGAUGAACAAAAUCAAACAAUUAAUGCCAAAACAGAUCACAUGGAAGAAUUUGAAGAAUCUCUGGAGGACUGGGAAUUCGCUUCGUUUGAUAAUAUGGAUGAUUAUGAAACUGACUCAGAUGAUGAGAAUAAGUACAUUAUUGAAAAAAUGCGCAGUCGUUACAGGGCUGCGUUGACAGAUCCUCAACACAUUGCUGCUUACAGAGCCAACGAAGUGAAGCGAAUUUCCAAUGAAAUUCAAUGUGAUGAGAUUUUGUUGGAAAACGGGCUCAUUGAUCCAACAGAUUUUGGAAGAUCACUUAUGAUUGAAUUCUAAUGUUCCGACACUGAAACUGUUGUUAUGAAAACGGAUCACAUGGUUUUGUUUUUCUAUUUUCAUUUUCUCUAUAUUUAUUCUGAUUUUGUGUUUUCAUUUUUGUUUAAAACCAAUAUAAUUGCAAAUAAAUAUUCUAAUGUACAA